Molecule: messenger RNA, 1903 nt
Organism: Linum trigynum
Lineage: Eukaryota; Viridiplantae; Streptophyta; Magnoliopsida; Malpighiales; Linaceae
Source: the annotation of a GenBank genome assembly
AGCUUCUUCCUUCGCUGUCCAUCAGCUAUGGCAGGUCCAAUUGAAUUCACGGAUGAAGUCUUAGGUGCUGGAGUGAACAGGGCACGUUUGAGCUUGGUGGGCAGACUCCUUUGCUCGUCACAUCCUUCCAGAAUCAGGGUGCAACAUGCUGCAAAUAACAUAUGGGCUAAGCGUGCUGCAGUCACAGUCCUGGAUGCUGGAUAUGGCCUAUUUCAAUUGGUCUUUGCUAACGAAGAGGACUAUCAGGAUGCUUUGAGCAAAGCCCCAUGGUUCAUCCAGUCAAAGAUCCUCACUCUGAAGAAGUGGGAGAAACCAACUCCCCAGCUGUUCCUUGACCUUGCUCGGGUUCCUUACCCAGUUCAGCUUUGGGAUCUGCCGGAAGAAUACCGAACGGUGGCGUUGGGAAGGCUGUUAGCUUCAAGGCUUGGACCAGUGGAGGAAGCGGCAAUGUACGCAGUAUGGGACAACCCAGGCUGUGUGUUCAAGGCCAAAGUCCUUAUUGAUGUUUCUGCCCCAUUGGAACAUCGGUUGGAAGCUCGUAAAAGGGCAAAUGAUGGAUCGGUCGGGCCAACGUUUUGGGUGUCAUUAAGAUAUGAAAAUAUUAAGUCCGUGUGUUUCCGCUGCAGGCGCAUUGGACACAAUCAACGCAAUUGUACUUUUGAUUUGAUCCCAGGUGGUGAUGGAUUCGGACCUGAGGUGUUGGGUGAAAGAACGGGACCAAAGCUGAAUGAGAACUCUUAUGCAGCUUUUCGAAACGGUGGCCGACCACGCGGAAACGUGUGGCGUAAGGGUGGACGGCCAGGCCCUCGACCGGUGGUGCAACCGCGGCUUCAAUUAGAAGCUCCUCCGCCUGCAGCCAAUUCGUCAGAGGCAGCUGGGCAAUCAUUGAGCAGAGUUGGGACAAACCAGCGCAAUCUCCGUGCUAACAACAUCGGCGGCGGAUCCAGGCCAAAGCAGAUGGGGAAAAUAAGAAGUGGGCCUCGACUCUUGGAGAAGGGUGAUGCUGGGCCAGCUACUGUUGCAGCUAGGGAGGCAGCUGAGCGGGGCCACAAACCAAAUAAUGGGUUGUCACAUACUCAAGGGCCUCUCUGCAGGAGUCGAGCAAAUGAAAGCAUGGUGGUGAGCUUGAACCAGUGUGGGGACCUAGCACGGGCUCAGCCCAACGACGGCGGGAAUGGCCUUCUUUUGGCGCUUCCAUGUGCUGUGGCAACUCCCUUGCAAAUCCAGGAGCCUUCAGCUUCGUAUGGUUUAGGUAAUUUGUUUUGUGAUGAAGAUCCGGGCUUUUUGUAUGAAGAAAUGGGAGAUUCUCACUUUUUUUUGCAAGGUGGCUCGGACACGCUUAACAAAGAACUGCAACUAGAUUCAGAUUCCGCGGUCUCCUGCUCACCGAUUGGGGUGGUGACUAAUGGACAAUCAAGAGGAAAAGCAAUCUUGGUCGAAUCCUCGGGGUCACCAAAGGUUUAUGUCAGGAGGAAUGCUGGAAUUUGUAUUCAAGAACCUGAGGAUGGGGUGGUUGAAUCUGGUCUCAAGCGCCCACGCAUUGAAGUGCCAAAGAACAAAGGAAUAAUGGUGGAGGUAGCCAGCCCCAAGUGGCCCCAAGUUGAUAAAUGAAGGUCUUCGCGUGGAAUUGUCAAGGUGUGGGGAGUACCUUGACAUUCCAAACGCUUAAAGGUCUCCGCAAUUUGUCUAAGUCCUUUCUUUUUCUUUGUGAAACAAUGAAUCCUAGUGACAAAGUGUCAUCUUUUAUUUCCUCUUUAGGUUUCUCUAGUUGCUAUCCUGUUGACCCUACCGGUAUGUCGGGGGGUUUAGUCUUUGCUUGGCCUAGUUGGGCCUCUGUGUCAGUCAUUGGGUCUUCCCCUUUUUUUAUUGCUAUUGCGGUCAUCAAUAAUAAGUCAUUUUCCUA